AUGGUCGCGACACGAUCCUCCUCCCGCGCCCUCCCCAACGGCGUCGACGCCUCCCCGUCCCACUCCCCGUCUCCUGCCCCCGCCCCCGCCGUCGCCUCCGUCGCCUCCGCCGUCCGCGACAACAAGUCCGCCGCCCCCCGCGGCUGGUCCCACGCCCCGACCACCUUCACCGCCGCCUGGCUCCUCAUCUCGCUGCCCCUCGUCGCCUGGGACACGGGCUACGUCCUGCUGCGGCCUUGGACCAUGCCCGGCGGCCACCUCCACUGGCCCCUCUGGGCCCCCUACGCCCUCUACGGCGAGGUCGACCACAUCUACGGCUGGAAGGCAUUUGAGUCCCGUAACGGCUUCACCUCGGCCCAGGGCGCCCUCAACCUCGUCGAGACCCUCAUGUACCUUGCCUACGUCUGGCUGUACGUCUCGCGCGGCCAGCCCGUCGGCGGGCCCGCCGGCGCCAAGAAGACUGUCGGCGGGAGGGCUGGCGCCCUGGCCGUCGUCAUCGGCUUCAGCGCCGCCGUCAUGACCUUGAGCAAGACGGUGUUAUACUGGGCCAACGAAUACUUCUCCGGCUUCGACAACAUCGGCCACAACACGAUGGCCGAUUUAAUCUUGAUGUGGAUCAUCCCCAACGGCGCCUGGCUUGUCGGGUCAGGCUACAUGGUCUUGUCCCUGGGCGGCGAAAUCGUCAACGGUCUGGCCCUCGCCUCGAAGACGACUAAGACCGAGUAA
Messenger RNA from Colletotrichum graminicola M1.001, 726 nucleotides. RefSeq lists its product as uncharacterized. NCBI's taxonomy places the organism in Eukaryota, Fungi, Ascomycota, Sordariomycetes, Glomerellales, Glomerellaceae. The transcript is spliced from 3 exons. The record is from RefSeq and is a predicted model, not a curated record. The coding region runs from base 1 to 726 and encodes 241 amino acids.